This is a messenger RNA of Psylliodes chrysocephalus, 2211 nucleotides long. The record is from the annotation of a GenBank genome assembly. NCBI's taxonomy places the organism in Eukaryota, Metazoa, Arthropoda, Insecta, Coleoptera, Chrysomelidae.
AUGGAAAAUUUAAAUAUAAAUAAUUACGGAGAAAAAAGUGGCAAAGACGACAAAUCUGACAGAGGGUUUGAGUCGACGGAAGCAAUGGGACAGUCAAUCGUGGAAGAUGUGGUGAAUGACGUGUUUAAACGGAGAGAUUCUAUCCAAAGGACACCCCCCAACGUUAGGUUAGAUAAGGAAGAUAUGGAUAACCUGAGUACGUUUAACGUAAUGGAGAGGGAUUCUGUAGCCUCAGAAUCGGGUUCAGAGUCUCUAGGUCUGGAAACUCCUACGCCAGAAUGGGAAGGAUCUUUAGCUUUUGAUAGCGAGUUGUAUAAGCUGACAGGUCAUGGGUCCAGCAAUGAUAACGAGGAACGGCCAUUGAAGAAGGAGGUACAGGCGACCUCCCCAAAAACAGACGUGGCUGAUCUGCUGAUAUCAGCAAGCAAGGUAGCUGAGAGGAACACAAAUACAAAGAAAGAAAUUAAGAACGCUAUUAAAUACCUAGCGAGGGAGGUAAAAAAACUCUCCACAGUCACGGAAAGGGCCGCAGAACUAGUUCGGGGAUCUGCAAACAAACCAGUUACGCAUGAGAUAGAAACUCAAACCGAAGAGUCGUGUACAGAUGUACAGACUAAAGAUAUGGCGAUACAGGUAAAUGAAAAUAGUAAAAUAACAAAAGAUGACGUAGAUAAGGAGGGAGCAGAGGGAACAUGGGAAAGCACUAAGCUAAUGUGCGAAAAGGACUGGGAGAGAGAAGCCUACCAGACCAAAAUAUAUAGAGGAAACCCAGCCAUUCUUCCAGGGGAUGCAGAUACGGUGGUGAUGUUAGACCCAGAGGGAGAAAAUGGGAGUAUAAACAUCACAGGGCAGCAGGCCAUAAGGGAGAUAAUCCAAAUGAAAAAAAUAAAGAAAGUAGGGGUGGCGAAGCUACAAGACAGAACGGAACUGACUAUGGAUGGCCAAGUCAUGUCAAAAAAGGCCGGGCAGGCAAUAUAUUUGGCAGGUGUAAGCCUAAAGGAUGAAGACGACUAUAGACUACUCAGAACCAUAAGAAAUAAAGUGGAGACUGGAGAAGGAGGAAAGAUUGUAAUCAUGGCGGACCCCAGAGUGCUUAACGCAAGGUUCAGAAAAAUAGUGGAGUGUUCCCUCAGGGGUGCCGCGGAAGAAGUAAUACUAUACGAUAUGGGCACGCAACUAGUUGAGGAGGGGGAGAAAUGGGCAGCCAUAACAAGGAAAAAGAAACAGAAGACACCGGCGAUUAUGAUCACAAACAAAGAGAAAACGUACGAGGAUAUCCUAAGAGACCUAAAAACAAAAACAAAAACAAGGAUAAGGAAAACUAGUGAGCGAGAGGAGAGGUAUUACACCCCCGGCGACGGCGUGAUCAGAGAAAACUCUGCUGAUGAGGAAUCAGGCGCCUCAGGAACGACUGAAACAGGCGAAGACAUCCCCACCCCAGAAUGGGAGGGAACAUCUUUUGGAAGUCCACUAUAUAGACUAACAGGACGACAGCAACAGAACCAGAAUGAUACCACUCUCGUAGGAAGCGAUGAGUCUAAAGAUCCGCAGGCUAUAGUCCUAGAUACAUCAAGCGACGAAGAAUCUGAGGAGAUGAGUAAAAGAAAGAGGGGAAGCACUGGAUCAACCCCAGAGGGAACAGAAAAAGAGGGAAAAAGGAUAAAAGCCGAGUACACGGAUCAAGAGAAGGCCAUGAAGGAACUGGAGGAAAGUAUAAAAAUGAUCGAAGAGAAGGUAGACUCUCUAGUUGAACUAGUAAAGCGAAACCAGAACACCAAGGUUGAAAUCAAGAAUGGCAUAAGAGGUAUGGAACAGCUAACUAGAAGGACGAAAAUAAGAUUGGAGGAAGUGCGGAAGCUAACCACCACUCUAGACAAGUCAGCUAAAGAGGCGGCAAAGCCAGUAACGUCUAAGGCAGGUACCCAAACAGACGCGUGGCACAACGGCGUCAGGACCCUGAGAGAGGAGGAUCUGAAGGAUAUUAACGAACUCUCAGAGCUCACAAGUAUUGAGAACCUAAUAUGGCCGGAUGACGUAUAUACAAACUCGAAAGUAAUAGUUGGAGAUCCGCUAGGUACCGAAGAUGGAACUGUUCGCGUAGUCAUGGUAGAGCCUAAAGACCCCGAUAUGCAAGCCAGCAUUCAAAAGAUGUUUAAAGACAAGUACCCAGAGCUAGCGGACUUGACCGACCCCUUUGAGGUAUGGUAUUAG